Racocetra persica is the source of this 207-nucleotide messenger RNA. The record is from the annotation of a GenBank genome assembly. Lineage: Eukaryota; Fungi; Glomeromycota; Glomeromycetes; Diversisporales; Gigasporaceae.
AAAUUCCAAAAGAUUUGGAAUUCUUUUUUGAGACCCUAAACCUUACCUCUUCUACAAUAGACCUUGAUAAAAUGGAGCACAAUAAUGAAAACAAAUCAGAAUCUAUCGAGGAGGAUGCUACAAAUGAAAAAACUAAAAGGCAUCAAAUUGCAAUUAAUGAAUUAAUCAACAAACUAAAAUUAUGUUGUUCAUAUAAAAAGAAGUGUA